Tribolium castaneum (red flour beetle) is the source of this 1797-nucleotide messenger RNA. It is a transcript of the gene ImpL2, whose product is annotated as Ecdysone-inducible gene L2. Lineage: Eukaryota; Metazoa; Arthropoda; Insecta; Coleoptera; Tenebrionidae. The transcript is spliced from 4 exons. Gene Ontology annotation, cellular component: axon; plasma membrane. The record is from RefSeq and is marked validated. Bases 876 to 1592 code for a protein of 238 amino acids. Gene Ontology annotation, molecular function: cell-cell adhesion mediator activity. Gene Ontology annotation, biological process: dendrite self-avoidance; homophilic cell-cell adhesion; axon guidance.
GUUUUAUCAAAAUUUGAAAAUGUUUGUUUAGGUGAUUAGAUAAAAUCUCUACAAACUAUUCACCUCUUUACAUUUUCAUGACCUUCUGUGUGGAACACAAAGAUUUUUUCAUUAACAAGCAUUACUAUAAUUCUCAUAAAAUUUGAGUAAUCAAAGUACUUUCAUGGCCAACUGCUACAAGUAAGGUCAACGAAUGAUAUCUCUUACUAUGUAGUAAAAAUAAAUAUUUGUAGCAAUUUUUCACAGAAAUUUCUCCUCCAUAUUAUAAAGCGAAACACGUGUUGUGAUUAAUCAUCAAUUCAUCACAUAAUUCUGGAAAUCUAAGCAGCGUAAUUACUUAAUUAGUAAUUAAUCGUGGCAUGUGACUUGGGAAAUUUUCGUCAAUUAUCUUAAAAAAAUGCCAAAAUGCAUGGUUUGGUUUAGAUUUUUUUUUAUAGCAUAAAUAUUAGGAGGGUCAAAGUGUAUCAGUGGUUGUUUUUUGUGUCAUUGUACAAUUUUCACAAUUUUUUAUCAUUUUGAGGUUGUGAAACGUGAUAACUUUUGGCCGCGUUGUCAUCAAUCACCAGUGCCACCUUCGAUUGUAAAAAUUUGAUGAUUUGACGGUUUUUCCGUCCCCUAUUUUAAUCAAAACUGGCGUUUUCUCGGAAAGCUUCUUUCACAAAUGCCGCGUCUACACACGUGCCAACGCGUUUAAUUAAUCGUGUACUUCCCAGAACCGCGCACGUAUAUACAUAUAGAUCAUUCCCGGAAUCGCACGUGACGCAUUGCCAGCCAAUCAGAACGCUCGAUUCUGACUUGACCGACAGUUCCAGGUGUUGUUAUCAGUAUUAUUGGUCGCUUUCCAAGUGGCCAAUUGUAGAAGACUGACGGAUGAUAUGGAUAAUGAGAUUUCGGUGGCGUCCGGAUCUAUGGCUUAUCGGGACCAAGACGAGUGGAUUAAGAUAAGCGCUCCACCUAAACCCGUUAUCAGCAAAACGGUGGGCUCCUACGUCGAGCUCGAGUGCGAGGCGAUGGGCUCGCCGCCCCCCACCCUACAAUGGCUAAGAGGAAAAACCCCCCUUACAGAGCACCAGAGCUUUGAAAGCAACAUGAUUUCGGAAACCCCUUCUGAAGGACUCGGCAAAAUCAAAGCUCGUCUCGUCAUCAACUACCUCCUACCCGUCCACAGUGGCCGAUUCACUUGUGUCGCUGAAAGCGGCUCCAAAAUAGUAACUGCAGACAGCACCAUCUACGUGAUCAAAAAAGAAGGUUUCGAGCACAACUUUACUCAAGUGCUCACUACGAAAAUCCUGGGGGCGCACCACGUGCCCCGGAUAUCCCUUUGGGCCCCCACCUACAUGGACGUGAUUGGAACGAAUGUGAUUUUGCCUUGUCGCACUUUAGGCAAUCCUAAGCCGAGCCAAAUGUGGAUUGACCCUCAAGGGCAGAUAAUUGGCGAAAAUGACCUUCGUGUGAGCGCCCUUCCUGACGGCUCGUUGAGCAUUCGGUCGCUCAGUUGGGCUGAUAUGGGGGUCUAUACUUGUGUGGCACGUAACAUGGUUGGGCAAGACUCCGUUGAGACCUUCCUUUACCCCAUGAAGGAGUCCAAAUAACGAAACACAGGGGGCGCAACGAACGCACUUUAUGUCAAUCUAGUCAAUGUUCAAUUUGAAAAUACUCCUAGGAUAGUGUGGCCGUUAUUUAUGGAAAUUCCAUCUAGUAUUUAUGAGUUAGGUAUUUAUAUGUGUAAUAAUUACAAGACCGCUGUACUUAUUUAUAUUAUUGUAAGGUUUGUAAGUAAAUAAAGAAAAUAUCAAG